GAGUCGGGCCAGAGCCCCGUGUGGAAAAUGAAAGGGGGACAGAGAGGUCGAUUCCCACAAUGGUGGCCACGUCACUGACAGUUCACACGUGUCGAUUCUCGGCUGGGCUUCUUUUUCUUCAGAUUCUUCACUCUGCCUCCAAGGAGUCGCAGAGCAGCACCAAUUUAGCCGGCCAUGGUCUCCAAGGCGACCGACUCUCCCUCCAAAUCCAGAAAAUCAAAUGGAGAAAACUCUGGUGGCGGCAUAGGAAACUUGACAUAUAAGUUAAAUCAGCUCAAAAAGCAAAUUCAAACAGAGAGAAAUGCUUCAAUAAAGGAAAAAGUUGAGAAGAACAGAAAGAAGCUGGAGAGUCAUAUUUCGGAGAUUUUGUCAGCUACAUCAUGUAGGAAUGUAAUAUGUGUGGAGGAGAAUGGAUUUGGUAAAGUGCUUUCUUCAAGAAUUGAAAUUCCUCUUUGUAAGUAUUCUGGAUUUGCUCAAGGCUCAGGAGAUAGAGACUAUGCUACCGGACAUGAAGUUCAAUCUUCAACAAAUGCAAAGCUUCCGUAUAUUGAGAAGUUGCCACCUUAUACAACCUGGAUAUUUUUGGACAAAAAUCAGAGAAUGGCUGAAGAUCAAUCUGUUGUGGGGAGGAGACGUAUAUACUAUGACCAACAUGGCAGUGAAGCCUUGAUCUGUAGUGACAGUGAGGAAGAUGUUGCAGAGCCUGAGGAAGAAAAACAUGAAUUUUCUGAGGGUGAAGAUCGUAUUUUAUGGACUGUCUCUCAGGAAUUUGGACUAGGUGAGGAAAUACUGCAGGCUGUCAGCCAGUUUAUUGGAGUUGGCAUUUCUGACAUCAAGGAACGGCAUGGCAUACUCACCAAGAAAUACAGUGACCAAAAUGCCAAAGAUUCUGAGGACUCUGGAUCUGAGAAGGGUAUAUCUUUGGAGAAGAGCCUCAGUGCCGCUUUAGAUUCUUUUGAUAAUCUAUUUUGCCGCCGUUGCUUGUUAUUUGACUGUCGUCUUCAUGGCUGUUCUCAAACUUUAAUAAAUCCUACUGAAAAACAGCCAUAUUGGUCUGAAUAUGAAGAUGACAGGAAACCUUGCAGCGAUCAGUGUUACCUCCGGUUAAGAGCUGUCGAAGAUGUUCCAGAAGGUUUAGGUGGCAAUGCAUUGCAUGGAGCGAAGACUACAACUUUAGAAGAGAAAGACCAGGCUGCAACCUCUGAUGCCAAAGAGCCAAUAACUGAUGUUGGUGCAGAUCUCAUGCAAGAUGAAAGAGGCAUCUCUGAAGAAGUGAAGUCUGUUGCUUUAGAAUGUAUUUGUGACUCAGAAGGUGCUGCUGAAGCUCAAAAUUUGGAGAUAUCUUCCAUACCAAUAGAUAACCAUGAAAUUUCUGGAAAGCGAAAGGCCUCCCAAGAAGGAAAUGCACCAUUAGAUGACUCUAUAUACUGUUCUGAUUCUGUAAGUAAGAAACAAAAGACUGUAUUGGCUGUGUAUGUGGCUACAAAGUCAUCUGAAGCUAUACCAAGUCCAGAUGACACUUCCAGUUCUAAAAGUAGUAACCAUCAUGUUGUUGCACUUAAUGAAAAGGAAGCUCAAACUACAGCCAAAAACACCCAAAAUGAAUCUGGUGAAUACGCAUUAGAAACGUUUGCCUGUCCUGCUACUGUAUCCAGUGAUGAAACUGUGGAUAACUUACGAGAUGGAGCCAAAGAUGUUACAGAGGUGCCCGAAUUGAAGUGGUCAUCUUCUGAGUGGAAACCUAUUGAGAGAGAACUGUAUCUGAAGGGAGUAGAGAUAUUUGGGAGAAACAGUUGCCUUAUAGCCAGGAACUUGCUUUCUGGUUUGAAGACUUGCAUAGAGGUAUCGAGUUACAUGUGUGAUAGUGGAGCUUCAACACUUAAUAGAACCAUCAUGACAAGUUCAUUUUUGGAAGAAAAUGGGAAAUCCGAAUCAGAUUAUAUGGAGCAAGAAAUGUCAACAAGACCACGAUUGCUUCGUAGAAGGGGUAGAACACGGAAGCUUAAGUAUUCUUGGAAAUCUGCUGGCCAUCCAUCAAUUUGGAAAAGAAUCGCAGAUGGAAAAAAUCAGUCUUGCAAGCAAUAUACUCCAUGUGGAUGCCAAUCAAUGUGUGGAAAGCAGUGCCCUUGUCUGCACAAUGGAACUUGCUGUGAAAAGUAUUGUGGAUGCUCAAAGAGUUGCAAAAACCGGUUUAGGGGAUGCCACUGUGCAAAGAGCCAAUGCAGAAGCCGGCAGUGCCCAUGUUUUGCUGCUGGACGUGAAUGUGACCCAGAUGUUUGCCGGAAUUGUUGGGUUAGUUGUGGUGGGGGUUCGUUGGGUGAGCCACCAAAACGAGGAGAUGGUCAGUGUGGAAACAUGAGGCUGCUUCUAAGGCAACAGCAGAGAAUCCUCUUGGCAAAAUCUGAUGUUGCUGGGUGGGGAGCCUUUCUCAAAAAUUCUGUCAACAAAAAUGAUUAUCUUGGAGAAUAUACUGGUGAAUUGAUCUCGCACCGAGAAGCAGACAAACGUGGGAAAAUUUAUGAUCGUGCAAAUUCAUCAUUCCUUUUUGACUUGAAUGAUCAGUAUGUCCUCGAUGCUUAUCGCAAAGGAGACAAAUUGAAAUUCGCAAACCACUCUUCUAACCCAAAUUGCUAUGCCAAGGUAAUGUUGGUAGCUGGGGAUCAUCGAGUAGGCAUUUUUGCCAAGGAGCGCAUUGAAGCUAGUGAGGAGCUCUUCUAUGAUUAUCGUUAUGGCCCAGAUCAAGCACCUGCAUGGGCUAGGAAGCCUGAGGGUUCCAAGAGAGAUGACACGUCAGUCUCUCAAGGUAGAGCAAAGAAACACCAGUCUCAUUGAUGCACUUUUGACUGGUUUAGCAUGUGCAUCUGGUCUAUAUUAUCUUCAGUUUCUUUCCCAUCUUCGUUUCUUCAUAAGCAAGCAUAUAUGAAAUUGUCAUUUUGUGUGUAUAGUUGCAUAAGUGUUGUCCUACAGAUGUUAGGGUCAAGGAAUUAGAUAGAAAUAAGGUUUAAGCAUUUAUUAUGCCAACAAAGCUAGGUAUCUAACAAUAAAAGUAUAGGAAUUGGUGGGAGAAAGCGUGUAUCUUAAAGAAAUAAUAAUGGGACGUUUCUCUUUCUUAAUAGCUAUUUACAUUUUCCGUAUGCA
This is a messenger RNA of Theobroma cacao (cacao), 3138 nucleotides long. RefSeq names its product SET domain-containing protein (gene SWN). Gene Ontology annotation, cellular component: PcG protein complex; nucleus. Gene Ontology annotation, molecular function: histone H3K27 methyltransferase activity; protein binding; chromatin binding. Lineage: Eukaryota; Viridiplantae; Streptophyta; Magnoliopsida; Malvales; Malvaceae. The record is from RefSeq and is a predicted model, not a curated record. Gene Ontology annotation, biological process: heterochromatin formation.